This is a messenger RNA of Thermochaetoides thermophila DSM 1495, 561 nucleotides long. RefSeq lists its product as uncharacterized. NCBI's taxonomy places the organism in Eukaryota, Fungi, Ascomycota, Sordariomycetes, Sordariales, Chaetomiaceae. The transcript has a single exon. The coding region runs from base 1 to 561 and encodes 186 amino acids. The record is from RefSeq and is a predicted model, not a curated record.
AUGAAGCUGCCCCUGUUCCAAAUCGGCCUCUGGGCUUUCUACCCCUUGUUCACCAGCACCCUCGGAAUGUCUAUCCCCGUUAGCGACAAGUCCCUCCCUGCCAGAGAGAAUUCGGUUCAGGGUCAUGCUGAUCACGUUAUCCGUGACGAUUCAGCAGCUUGGAAUGUCACAGAAUGGGGACCGACUCGUCGUGACGCCUUGAGUCCUCGUGCUGUGAACCAUUGUGGUGCCUCGACCUUUGUUGACCAGACCAGCAAUGCGUCACCUCUCGUCGACCACUGCUUGCAGAUCAUCCGCAAUAUCCAAGGUGACCCAACCACUAGCUGGAGAACUUCGACAGGCAGACACCGUACCAUUGCAUCACAUGCAACCUGCCGUUUUGGCGUUGAAUCCACUGGCUCUGGAUCCAAUAUAUGGUUCGAUGUUGGAGGAGAAGAUGUUCAGGAUCUCAUCAGGGAUUCGGUCAGGAAGUUUGCCAGAAAUGGCAAAGUUGGUGCCAAGGGCGUCAUGUCCUGCUAUGCGAACAACGGUAGACAACAAGUGCUCUGGGGCAUCUUCUGA